AUGAAAGCGUUAAACGCACACAAGAAGUGCCACUUGAAGAGGAUUAAGGACCCGAACGCACCCAAACGAUACCAUUGCGAGUACGAGGGCUGCCAUUACGGGGCAAACCGUGCGUACAAUUUGAAGAUUCACGUGAAGCGCCGCCAUUUGGACCUCAAAGAGUACAAGUGUUCGGCCGACGGGUGCGGCAAACGGUUUGUCACCAAAUGGCACCUCAGGAGACACGCGAAACAACACUCGCAACAGUCAGAGCGCCAUUUGUCACCCCAUAUGCGGUCCAAUAGAUACCGGUGUCCGGAACAGGAUUGCCGUCAGCAUUACGCGCAUCCGUCGGGGCUGAGGAGACACCGGAGGAUUAGUCACAGCACUGAACGGCCGCAUCGGUGCGAUUGGCCCGCGUGUGAGGCGGCGUUUACACUGAAACACUCGCUAACAUUACACGUGGCCAGACAUACGGCCGGUCGGGACUUGAAGUGUCCGGUCGACGGGUGCGACAAACGGUUCAUCGAUUCUAAGAGCCUUUAUAACCAUAAGCGGAAACAACACGACCUGCCGUUCGCCUGCGAUUAUCCCGAUUGUGGCCUACGAUUCGCCUCAUUGUCUGAGUUGACGGCUCACCACAAGCGACACGAGGGCGCUGUCCGGCCGUUCACUUGUAUACACGACGGCUGCGGUCGGAAUUUUUUUAGCAAUUUUGUGUUGAGAAGACAUCAAAUGAAAUGUAAACACAAAGUUAUUACAAGAGUUGCCACAAAUCAGUCAAUUGUGGACCAAAACAAGAUUCAAGAGUACGUAUAUAUUGCGGACACCAAUGAGUGGACUACACGUGAAGAAGCGGUUGUCGUGAAUGAAGAAAAGGAGUUGGAGGUGGAGUCAACUGAAGACAAUUCAUUGCCUGUGGAAGACAUUGUGAAUGAAGAGCAGAUUAUAAAGACAGACAUUGGAAGUGAUGGAUGUGUUGACAACACUUAUUACAAGAAAGAGAUUGAGUUGGAAACGGGUGACACGGAUUGCAAACCAAUUAUCACUGAUGGAGACGACGCCACCACAAACACAGACAACACUACCACUGUGUGGCCCCUCAUCACCGAAAUCGUUGCAAUCAAUCAUUCAUUUGUGGACAGAUUUAGUACUCAAGAGGAGGAAUGUCUUGACGCCACGAAAGAGCGGAUAAUACGCGAAGAAGUGGUUGUUGUGAAUGAAGUGGAAAGUGUAAAAGAAUUGUCGGCUGUUGAAAAAACGGCGCCCGUUUUGGGACAACUAUUUGCCGAAAAGCGCUUCAAAAUUAGUGGCCUUCGAGCGAACGGAUCCGCAGCCGAAGCCAACGCAACGCCAAAGUCGGCGAAUAACUCGCAAUACAAGUGCGGUUGGAUUGGUUGCCGUCAGACGUUCCGAUUGGCGGGUCUGCUGGCCGUUCACCAGAGGCUUAGUCACGGGUCAGUGGCUCAACCGGCGAGUGAGGCCACUGUUAGCACUGCCAGCGCUGUUCAACAGCCUAUCCAACGGUUGGGGCGACUCAGGGAUUAUCGGCUGACACAUUUGGCAUCACAUACCGGCCGGUGCUCUGAUGACAUCCAGGACUCGCACACCACACCUAAACUUUCGACAUCCGUCCCAUGCGGUGAAUGCGGCCAUCAGUUUGCCAACGAAAUGGCACUCAAAACUCAUAUGAAGUCUCAUCCGGAACCUAAUCCAGUGGCCGAACCGGUGGCCAAACCGAUGGCCAAACCGAUGGUCAAACCCAAAACCAAACGAUUUCGAUGCGAACAUAAGGACUGUCCGUAUGAGACGGACAGACGGUUCCUGUUUGGUCAACACCAGAGACGGCACUCAAACAUACGUCCGGUGUAUAAGUGCGAGACUAUCGGCUGUUCAAUGAGUUUUUUGUCCCGAAACGCUAUGCGACUGCAUAUGUUGGCUAAGCAUGGAGUGGGUCCGCGACCGGUGACCUACCGGUGCGAUCACACGGGCUGUGCGUACGAAUCGCAAAUGGCGUUGGCUUUCACUCAACACCAGAAGAUCCAUCUGAAGACUACGGGUGGACCCAAGAGAUACCAAUGCGAGUACGAGGGCUGCGACUAUGAGACAAGCGUUGAGCGCGAUUUCGUCUAUCACCAGAAGAGCCGCCAUCUGAAGCUUAGAUACCAUUGCGAUUACGAGGGCUGCCAUUACGGGACAGACUAUGCGAAAAAUUUGAAGAGACACGAGAAGUGCUGCCAUUUGAACCUCAAAGAGUACAAGUGUUCGGCCGACGGGUGCGGCAAACGGUAUACCACCCAAUCGGCGCUCAAGAAACACUCGGAACAGCACAAGUCGGCAGCGGAGCGGAAGCCAAUCCCAAAGCGCGUCCCCAACAAAAAAUACGAGUGUCCGGAAGAGGGCUGCGGCUACAAGUGUGAGGCACCGUCACAACUGGCCAAUCACAGGGCGAAUCGGCACAACUCUGAGCGACCGCAUCGGUGCGAUUACGCGGACUGUGCCUACGAAUCGCACGAUAAGAUAGCGCUGACCGCACACAAGAAGAUCCACCCGAAGACUGCGGGCCAACCCAAACGAUACCAAUGCGAGUACGAGGGCUGCCAUUACGGGACAGACUGUCAGCGCUUUUUGAAAUAUCAUCAAAAUCGCCGCCAUUUGAACCUCAAAAAGUUCAAGUGUUUGGCCGACGGGUGCGGCAAAUGGUUUGCCACCAAUUAUGAGCGCAGGAAACACGCAAAACGCAUUCACUCGGAACCGUCUGAGCGCCACUUCCCGCCCCGUAUGCCGUCCAAGAGAUAUCUGUGUCCGGAACGCGAUUGCGGCCAGUAUUGCGUCAAUGCAUCGGCGCUAAAGAGACACCAGAAGAGUCAACACAGCGCUGAACGGCCGCAUCGGUGCGAUUGGCCCGCGUGUGAGGCGGCGUUCAAAUGGAAACACUCACUCCAAUUACAUGUUUCCAAACAUACUGGCAGUCAGGAGCUCGAGUGUCCGGUCGAGGGCUGCGGCAAACGGUUCGCCAACUCUCACGCACUUUGCGGCCAUAAGAGGACAGCGCACGACUUGCCCCACGCGUGCGAUUGGCCCGAUUGUGGCCAACGGUUCGGCACUCGACAGCAGUGGACGGCUCACCACAACCGACAUGAGGGCGUCCGGCCGUUCGCGUGUCCGCACGUGGGCUGCGGUCAGAGUUUUUUCAAUGAAAAAUCAUUAAAUCGACAUAAAUUGAAGUUUAAUCACAAUGUUUUGUGA
Molecule: messenger RNA, 3228 nt
Organism: Medioppia subpectinata
Lineage: Eukaryota; Metazoa; Arthropoda; Arachnida; Sarcoptiformes; Oppiidae
Source: the annotation of a GenBank genome assembly